AUCUUGAAGGUAUCUUAGCAUUGACAAGAUUUUCUAGAUAAAUUAACUGCUGUAUUUAACAAAGGGUAGAUUAGAUGUGAGGAUCCAUUUAUCAUUUCUCAUUGCAGGACAAAUGAUCAUCACCUCCGGGCAGUUGCUGCGAGCCUGGUUCAGGGAGCAUACAAAAUCUAGAUAAAGACCUUAAAUAAAUUUUAGCUUCGUGUGGAAUAGGUUUCUUUAUGUACCAAGUCUUACUUCUUGUCUAUAUAUUCUAUUCGACUUUUGAGCGUGUAGACUAUUCAGCCAAGGGAACAACGUGCAAUCUAGCUAUCAUUCACCCAGAGGAAAAACGUGCUAGGACCCACUUAUUAAUAAGUCUAUAGCAGCCAUUCUUGAAUGGCUUACUUGCUCCCUCAACCCCAUGAGAGGAUUCGGAGGUUUGAACUAUUGAAAUUUAAAAUUAUUUUUGGUUUCAUAUAUAUUUUGAGUAAAAAUUUCCAAGAGCUCUUUUAGCAUUGAUUUUUAAACAAUUUUCAAGUACUUAAAUUGAGGGACUGGUUCAUCAAUGAGCUUUUUUGCGGUUGUUUUUUUUAUUUUUAUUUGUUUAUGAUUUUUUGCAAUUUCAUUUAAACUCUUAUUUAACUUCACUUUUGGGCAUGCAGAUUGGCUUUGCUCUUGGAAAAUGAUAUAAGUUAGAAAUCAUUCAGCCUAGGGAACAACAUGCAAGACUAAUAUUUAUAUUGCAUUAAUUUCUAAGAAAUUUUCUCCAAGCAUUUAGAUAAGGAUUUAUGGGGUAAUUUCUUAGCCCACCCAUCCCCUCAAAGCUUUCUACAACUGGCAUCCUCAACCCUCAGCUCAUCUCCAAAGCGGUAAUUUCUUCAUUCUCCUCCUCCAUCGCUCUCCAUUCGAGACUACACAGUUGGAAAGACGCUUCACUUUCAAUCGACAUUGUUGAUAUGAUUGAAGAUUUUUGUGGGUGAACGUCUAGAUAUGAGUUUUCUCCAAAUCAAGGAUACAUAUAUUUCCUUUCAAGAAUGGAAGGAAGAGGGCAGUAUAAGUACACAAUCACUAAUGUCUGUUCAAAGGGAAGAUUUUGAACACACGGGACCGAAACAGCUCACUGAUGUUGACUGGGCAAAUGAUCAUCACCUCCGGGCAGUUGCUGCGAGCCUGGUUCAGGGAGCAUACAAUUUAGAAUUUGAUCGCCAGGAUUCCCAAGAUCCCCAAGGCCGUUGGUGGCACUUCUUUCAUUUUGAGUUAAAACAUAAGCUCAUAGAUGAUAAAGAUUCAUCCAUCUACGGUGUCGUGUAUGAAAUCAAGUGCACAUACCCUAACCAUUUGCCAGAAUCUACCCCAAAGUUUGUUAUUGCCUUUCGUGGGACAAUCAUCAGCACCAAGAGCCGGGACAUGAAGUUGAAUAUGAAGGUCUUCGCUGGUAAACUUCACAAGGACAAGCCCCGAUUUAAACACGCGCUGGAAGCUGUCAAAGCAGUUGUUCAAGAAGCCUGGCCUGCAAAUAUUUGGUUAGUAGGGCAUUCCCUGGGGGCAUCCAUUGCGAUGCUGGUUGGAAAAUCCAUGGCCCAGGAGGGUAAGAAUCUCAAAACUUUCCUUUUCAAUCCACCUUUCUUGAGGUAUUCCCUCUCAAAGAAUAUCAAAAAUCCAACUUUAAAGGAUGGAAUCCUAUCAACAAAGAAUGUUAUCAAAGCUGGGAUCUCUUUUGUUGGGGGUGAUCAUUUGUGGCAGGAACUACAUCACCAAUUUAAUAAAUUGUCUCCUUGGAUCCCCUACCUGUUUGUGAACCAAGACGAUCCUCUUUGCUCAGGGUAUAUAGACCAUUUUAGAAAUAGGAAGAUCAAAGAUGAGAUACGUUCAAUAAGGAGUGCAAUAAAAGCUGCAUUUGUGAAGGAUCCACAACUACCCAUAUAUCUACUUCCUAAGGCAUAUCUAACUAUUAGCAAGAUCUCAUCCUCACCUCUUCAAGCUCAUGGACUAAAACAAUGGUGGUACCAAAUGUCUAUAGGGCCAGGCUUUGCAAAUUCAUCAACAAAGGUAUUGAUAGAUGAUGCCAUCCCCGUGGGUGAACCCUGAGCACAGAUGCCAAGUGAAAGGGUGCAACCUUUUACCUAGUCUAUUCAAGCUGUUGAAAUCUUUGAUUUUAUUGUCUCAUGCAUAAAUUUAGUUCUGCUCAUGUUAUGUGAACUAAUAAUUAGUGCAAUUUCAAACUUUUACUUUUCCUGCAA
Vitis vinifera (wine grape) is the source of this 2219-nucleotide messenger RNA. RefSeq names its product GDSL esterase/lipase At4g10955. The record is from RefSeq and is a predicted model, not a curated record. The transcript has 4 exons. NCBI's taxonomy places the organism in Eukaryota, Viridiplantae, Streptophyta, Magnoliopsida, Vitales, Vitaceae. The coding region runs from base 970 to 2067 and encodes 365 amino acids. Gene Ontology annotation, biological process: lipid metabolic process.